Molecule: messenger RNA, 927 nt
Organism: Letharia columbiana
Lineage: Eukaryota; Fungi; Ascomycota; Lecanoromycetes; Lecanorales; Parmeliaceae
Exons: 2
Coding region: 1-927 (308 amino acids)
Biological process (GO): phosphatidic acid biosynthetic process
Cellular component (GO): membrane; endoplasmic reticulum
Molecular function (GO): 1-acylglycerol-3-phosphate O-acyltransferase activity
Source: RefSeq, a predicted model, not a curated record
AUGCACACAAUACUCAUGGUCCUCCUCCGCCUCCUCGCCUUCUACCUCGGCCUCACAACCACCUUCUUCACCCUCUCCUACUUCUCCGUCCCCACAGCAUCCUUCUACGCUCGCCUCCUCGCCUCCUACGGCUGCUUACUCCUCUGCGCUACCUACGGCGUCUUCGCCUCCGUCGCCCUGCGUCUAUUCGGCAAGCACCGAAUCAGCCAAUGGACCGUCGCGCGCGCGUUCAGCUACACCAUGGCGCUGACCACGGGCAUCCAUUUCGAAAUCGUCUCCGGGGCGGAGUACCUGAACACGAGACCGUGCGUGCUGAUCGGGAACCACCAGUCCGAACUCGACGUCCUCCUCCUCGGCGCCAUCUUUCCCCCAUACUGCAGCGUGACGGCCAAGCGCUCCCUCCGCCUCGUGCCCUUGCUCGGCUGGUUCAUGGCGCUCUCCGGCACCGUGUUCAUCGAUCGCUCCAACUCCGCCUCCGCGCACGCGGCGUUCGAUAAAGCGGCCGCGGAGAUGCGGAAGGAGAGGCAGAGCGUUUUCAUCUUCCCGGAGGGCACGAGGAGUUAUGCCGAGGGGCCGGAGAUGGGGGCGUUCAAGAAGGGCGCGUUUCAUUUGGCGGUGAAAGCCGGGGUGGAUAUCGUACCGGUUGUGGCGGGGAAUUAUUGGGGCGUGCUGAGUGUGAAGGAGCAGAGAUUUAGGAGUGGGAGAAUACCGGUCAAGGUACUACCGCCGAUACCAACAGCCCACCUCACAGCGGCCGAUGUUGAAGAAUUGACACGGACGACGCGGGAGAAAAUGCUGAAAGAGCUCGUGGCGUUGACCGAGAGUCCGAUGGGCCAGAAAGCUACAAAGGCUCAUGUCGAAGCGGGAGAGGAAGAUCUCGCAAGACUGGCGACACCAACUGCGAUGGCUAGUGGUCUUGAGCGGUAG